CCCCUGCGAAAACCCUCGCCGCUCACUUCUUUUCACGAUUCAAAACCCUCCAUCUCCCUCCCAAUCUGACCGAGAUAGAGAGGGGGGGGAGAGAUGAGCCGUUUGAUGGGCGGGGGGAGCAUGAAGGAGGGGGGGAGCGGGAGUGUUCGACCUGACACCCCACAAGAUCGCGGUGUGCCACCUCAUCCAGCUAUUCGCCCCGCCCGCCCAGCAGGCCGUGCCCUUCCCCUUCCACUCCGUCGCCCACCACAACCACCUCGGCCUCUUCCUCUUCUCCCUCAUCCGGUCCUGUGAUGAUUUUGUAGAACCUCCUUUGGAAGAACUCAUAAAUCAGCUAAAGGCAGUUGGCGGUUUAGCCAGUGAUUGGCUAAGUGAACAUUUGAUGAACAGCCUCUCAGCACUAUCUUCUCCAGAUGAUUUGUUCAACUUUUUUGACAAGCUGCGAGGUGUCCUUGCAGCCCCUGAAGGUGCAAAUUUGGAAGAUGACCAAAUCUUGCUGGAUCCCAAUAGUCAACUCGGAGUAUAUUUGCGUUGUUGUAUAUUGGCUUUCAAUCUAUUGUCUUUUGAGGGUGUCUGCCAUCUUUUGACUACUAUAGGGUCAUAUUGUAAUGCAAGUGAUGCUGCAUAUGAGUUACCUGAAGAUGAUGAUUUCAAUAAUGGAUCAGAAUUGCAUGAAUUUCUGGAGGAUGCAGAACUAGACCUUGGAACUAUUGAAUUUCAGAAGUACGGGCAUAAUUUUGAAGCUGAGACACACUCUGGAGAAUGCUCUUUGCUACAUCUUCAUGCUCCUAGGUCUCUUUACAGUCUUGUUGAAGAUGUCCAGGUUUCAGUUGAUCCCAAGUUCAAGCACGACAAUGCUGGUGCUCGAAGUAGAGAAGUUGUUUCAUCACUGAACAAUAAUUUCAGAAGUGAUGAUAAUCUAGGAAUCCUACGCUCAAGGUGGCAAAUAGAAGGAUAUCUAAAUAUGCAAGCUGAUUUCAUUGAGAAGGAUGCAAGCACAUUUUCCUUUAAUUCAUUUACUACUUAUCUAAAGCAGCUCCAAAAGCUAGCUCCGGAGCUCCAUCGUGUCCAACACUUGCAAUAUUUGAAUGCUCUAUACCAUGAUGAUUAUAUUGCUGCCUUGGACAAUCUUCACUGCUAUUUUGAUUACAGGCCCUUAAUGAAGCAGUGCGGGUUUCUCAACAGAACAAUGAUGAUCCAUGCCUUGGUUACACAUUAGCAGCCAUUUGCAACCUGUUGUCUGAGAUAGGCAUUCCAAGCACCACUGGAAUUAUUGGUUCUCCAUAUUCACUUGGAACUAGUACUGGUCUAGGUACUCCACUAUCCACCAGGCAGCAGUUACUUGUUCUUCUGAAAAGGUCACUUAAGAGAGCUGAAAGUUUGAAGCUGAUGAGUUUGUUGGCUUUCAAUCGUCUUGCAUUGGCAAAAUUUGAUCUUAAGCAUGUGAAAAGACCGUUGCUAUCUUUUGGUCCCAAAGCUUCUACAAUGCUUAGAACAUGCCCCACUAGCAUUUGCAAGGAACUGAGGUUAAGUUCCCAUGUGUUGAGGGACUUUGGAUCAGAUGGGUUAUCGCUGCAGACUGAAAAUGGUGCUUUUAGCACCUCAUGGCUUAAGAACAUUAGAGUUGCUACGAAUCCAUGGCUUAAGAACUUAAGCAAAUUGAGGAGCUCAUUAUCAAAUGAUUUUGAUAUAUUUCAAUUUGAUGCGCAACCAAGUCCAAUACCUGGAUCUAUUUUGCAAUUAGCUGGCGCAUCAUAUUUGCUCAGAGCUACUUCCUGGGAGCAUUAUGGCAGUGCCCCACUAGUUCGAACAAAUGCGUUGGUUUAUGCAACCUGUUUUGCUGAUGCUGCAAGUUUGACAGAGUUAUCACUGGCAUAUGCCAAGCUUAUCCAACAUCUAGCCGUAUUCAAAGGAUAUACAGAAGCGUUUGGUGCCCUGAAGCUUGCAGAAGAAAGGUUCCUAUCUGUAUCAAAAUCACGCAUCCAGCUGCUUAAGCUGCAGUUGCUUCAUGAGCGUGCUUUACAUCGAGGACAUCUUAAAGUUGCUCAGCAAGUAUGUUAUGAGUUUGGGGUGCUAGCCUCAUCCGUCAAUGGAGUGGACAUGGAACUUAAAACUGAGGCUAGCCUUCGACAUGCCCGUACACUACUUGCAGCCAACCAGUUUAGCCAGGCGGCAGCUGUGGCACAUUCUCUUUUUUGCACUUGCUACAAAUUCAAUCUGCAGGUUGAAAAUGCUUCUGUUCUUCUGCUGCUUGCUGAGAUACACAAGAAAUCAGGCAAUGCUGUUCUGGGGAUCCCUUAUGCCCUAGCAAGUCUGUCAUUUUGUCAAUCAUUUAACCUAGAUCUUCUUGAAGCAUCUGCGACCCUGACACUUGCUGAACUGUGGCUAUCUCUUGGAUCAAGCCAUGCAAAGAGAGCAUCAACCCUUGUACAUAGGGCUCUUCCAAUUAUUCUGGGUCAUGGAGGCUUAGAGCUACGUGCACGAGCAAAUAUUGCAGUUGCAAAAUGCCAUUUGUCAGAUACAAGCUUUUCAAUUUCUCAGGAUCCUUCUGUUGUGUUGGAUCCCCUUACUCAAGCUGCUGAAGAGCUUGAAAUUUUAGAGUAUCAUGAAUUAGCUGCAGAAGCGUUCUACUUGAUGGCUAUUGUAUAUGACAAUAUAGGAAAGCUGGAGGAAAGGGAAGCAGCAGCAGCUUCUUUUAGGAAACAUGUUAUUGCUCUUGAAAAACCACAAGAUGAAGAGGAUCCGCUUGCUCAUGGGAUUUAAGAAACAACCCGUAUGUUAUUGUUCAUGGAUGUCAAUAAUCUUAUGAGAUCUUGUAGGUCCAAGCAUACAGGAGUUACAUUGAGGAAAUGGUCCAACAUCAACCAAUGGCUUUAUUUUUGAAUGAAUGAUGAGAAAUCACGUUAAUUACCAUCCAAAUUCAAAAUACUAGAAGCAUCCUUUGCCAAUACUUCUGAUGAUAUUUUCCUGUGUAAAGAUUUAAAAAAUGAGCAAGCACCACCAGUAGGCAGCACUUGUGUGUACAGUUGUUAGCUUGAGUAAGUUCUUUGCACAUGGAUUUUGCAGAUUUUCCUUGCGAGCUAUGUGCAUAUUACUUGGCCACUCAUGAUUUUCUACGGACUUCAGUGUUCACCAGAAGUUCUGUCACGUAUUUACAAUCUUUGGUCUGCGAACCAUCCCUUUUUGAAUCUCAUGCAUUUAAAACAAUACAUUUGGCCUCACCAAACUAAUCCUUGUCCUUUAUUUUGUCUGCUAGUAUGAAAAUCUGAAUAUUUCUUUUCACUAUUUGUAUUGCAACUCCUUGAUUAUGGUAUUUCAUGAGAUACUGAUGGUA
This is a messenger RNA of Elaeis guineensis (African oil palm), 3334 nucleotides long. NCBI's taxonomy places the organism in Eukaryota, Viridiplantae, Streptophyta, Magnoliopsida, Arecales, Arecaceae. The record is from RefSeq and is a predicted model, not a curated record.